Messenger RNA from Penaeus indicus, 1412 nucleotides. Its product is annotated as clathrin interactor 1-like. The coding region runs from base 3 to 479 and encodes 158 amino acids. The record is from RefSeq and is a predicted model, not a curated record. The transcript has 3 exons. Lineage: Eukaryota; Metazoa; Arthropoda; Malacostraca; Decapoda; Penaeidae.
UGAUGCAACCAAGUGCAGUUCCAAUGUCUUGUAACACAACCAUUCCUGCUAAUUUACCGAAUAAAUGGGCCAACAGUGGAGUGGACAUCAAUCUAGAUAACUUAACUCUGGGAUCCAACAAGAAGGCUCCAGCUCCCUCCAUGAACCAGAUGCAGACUGUCACGCCCACCCUACCGCAGAUGCCGGGCCAGACUCACCCAGGCAUGAUGAUGGGGGGCAACCAGAUGCUGGGACGCAACCUGAUGAUGUCGCCACAGCAGCCCAAGCCACCUGUUGCUCCAGUGAUGAAUGGCAGUGCAAUACCUGGGGCAAUGAUGCCUGGGAUGGUGCCAGCUGCCAUGAUCCCAAGUGGUGGAAGUGGGAUGGCAAUGGGCAUGCCUGGCCAAGGCAUGAAUAGUAUGCCUGUUAUGAUGGGUAUGAUGACCCCACAGCCCCCUGCAGCUGGCCCUGCAUCUAUGACCAAUAACCUGGGAUUGUAACGAAGACUUGGAAGAUAAAUACAAAAGUUUUUGUUCAGGGGAGGGGGGGGGGAUGGAAAUGAAAGACAAGUUUUUAAGGAAGUUGAUGUACUUUGAGGGGAGGGAGGGAUAGGGGUAUGACAGAGGCUCUUGAGAAAACAGGAAUAGCUUAGAAAAAAACAAAAAAAUCUAUUUUUCUCUUGUUCAAUUAUUAUUAUUAUUUUUUUUCAUUCGUUCUUUCCAUUUUCCUAUCCUAAUAUUUGCUUUUGACUACCUUUAUUAUGAAUGCAUACUGAGAACAUAUUGCAUUGGUUGGGAUCGAGAGGGAUGUCUGUUGUGGUGGCUUUGAAGUGGUUAAGAAUGUAUUUUCCUUUUGCUCCAUUUCUUUUUCUGGCCCCGUUUAUCCUCCUCUUUGAAGCCUUUUUCUGGCUUUAAUCCUUAUUAUUUUUCUACUUCUUCUUCUUCUUCUUCUUCUUCAUCCUCCUCUUUUCUCUCCAUGACCAAAGCAACAUAGAUGAAAUAUUGGAGGUGAUAAAGGGUAAAGAAGGGCAGAAAAAGGAGAAAUUAUGCCGUCUAUCACUGAUUAGAAAAACACAUUUGGGUUCCUUUUUGUGUAAGUGUUUGAGAUCUGAUUAAUUUCCCCCCAAGCCCUCAAAGGACAAAAUAUGGCAAUUGCUCUCAGGAAUGUAGGCACAUGGAAAAGAGAGACACAAAUCAUCCAAAUCAACCCUAUUAUGGAUGUCCAAAUUAGAAGUUAACUUGAAAUAAGCAUAUAUCACAAUAACCAGUGAAAUGCAUUCUCCUGUCAUGUGUGUACACAAAGCUCUGGGCUUUUACUGUCCUUUUGGGGUUAAGGAGGAGGAAAAGUUCGAAAGAAAGAAGAAAGAAGAAAAAAAGGGUUUAAAAUGAAGAGGAUAUAAGAUAUAUUUAUUUCUCUCUCUCUCUCUCUCUCUC